Molecule: messenger RNA, 1508 nt
Organism: Saprolegnia diclina VS20
Lineage: Eukaryota; Oomycota; Saprolegniomycetes; Saprolegniales; Saprolegniaceae
Product: fumarate hydratase class II
Exons: 1
Coding region: 35-1453 (472 amino acids)
Biological process (GO): malate metabolic process; tricarboxylic acid cycle; fumarate metabolic process
Cellular component (GO): tricarboxylic acid cycle heteromeric enzyme complex
Molecular function (GO): fumarate hydratase activity
Source: RefSeq, a predicted model, not a curated record
UGGGGAUUUUCCAUCGACGCCGCAAGACACGAGCAUGGUUGACGGCGCUGAGACACUGUACCGCAUUGAGCACGACACGAUGGGCGACGUGCGCGUCGAGGCGCACCGGUACUGGGGCGCGCAGACGCAGCGGUCGCUCGAGAACUUUACGAUCGGCGGCCAGCGCAUGCCGCUCGAAAUCAUCCGCGCGUUUGCGAUUCUCAAGAAAGCCGCGGCCCAAGCCAACUUUGAGCUCGGCGUGCUUCCGGAAGCCAAGCUCGAGCUCAUUAGCAGCGUCUGCGAUGAGAUUUCCGCCGGACUCCUCGACGAUGAAUUCCCGCUCGUCGUGUGGCAAACCGGCUCGGGCACGCAGAGCAACAUGAACGUGAACGAAGUCGUCGCCAACCGCGCGCACGUUCUCAACGGCGGCGACCUCCUCGACGACACGCCGCGCGUCAUCCACCCGAACGAUGAUGUCAACAAGUCGCAGUCGUCCAACGACACGUUCCCGACGGCCAUGAGCAUCGCCGCCUAUUCGCUCCUCGUGGACCACACGCUUCCGAUGGUCCGUGCGCUCCGCGACGCGCUGCAUCAAAAGUCGGUUGAGUUUGCUGACGUUAUCAAGAUUGGCCGCACGCAUUGGAUGGACGCGACACCGCUCACAAUGGGCAUGGAGUUCUCGGGGUACGUGGCGCAGCUCGACCACGCAGUGGCGUCGAUCGAAAGCUCGUUGAGCCACCUCUCGGAGCUCGCGCUCGGCGGCACGGCUGUCGGGACGGGCCUCAACACGCCCGCGGGCUACUCGGAGCUCGUUGCCGCCAAGAUCUCGGAGCUCUCGGGCCACCCGUUCGUAACGGCGCCCAACAAGUUUGAAGCGCUCGCGGCCCACGACGCGCUCGUCGGCGGCUCGGGCGCGCUCAAGAAGCUCGCGGUCUCGCUCAUGAAGAUCGCCAACGACGUCCGGCUCCUCGCGUCGGGGCCGCGCUGCGGCAUUGGCGAAAUCCAGAUCCCGGAGAACGAGCCUGGCUCUAGCAUCAUGCCGGGCAAGGUCAACCCGACGCAGUGCGAGGCCUUGACGAUGGUGUGCGCGCAGGUCAUUGGUCUCGACGCGGCGAUCGCGAUCGGCGGUAUGAGCGGUCAGUUUGAGCUCAACGUCUUCAAGCCCAUGAUGAUCUACAAUUUCCUCACGAGUGCCAAGCUCCUCGGCGACGCGUGCGACUCGUUCCGAAAGCACUGCGUUGUGGGCAUCGUCGCCAACCUCCCGGUCGUGCAGUCGCAUCUGGAGAACUCGCUCAUGCUCGUGACGGCACUCAACACGCACAUUGGGUACGAAAACGCCGCCAAGAUCGCCAAGAAGGCGCACAAGGAAGGCACGACGCUGCGGGUUGCGGCGAUGGACCUCGGCCUCGUCACGUCCGAGCAGUACGACGAGUGGGUCGUGCCCCAAAACAUGAUUGGCAGCCUGCAGCACUAAUCCUCGACCGAGAAAUAACAACAUAUUAGCAAAAAACAACGCUAUUGCUCGCGCA